Messenger RNA from Oncorhynchus nerka (sockeye salmon), 2906 nucleotides. Its product is annotated as ADP-ribosylation factor-like protein 8B-A. Gene Ontology annotation, biological process: protein transport; anterograde axonal transport. The record is from RefSeq and is a predicted model, not a curated record. The transcript has 7 exons. Gene Ontology annotation, cellular component: lysosomal membrane. Gene Ontology annotation, molecular function: GTP binding; GTPase activity. Bases 158 to 718 code for a protein of 186 amino acids. Lineage: Eukaryota; Metazoa; Chordata; Actinopteri; Salmoniformes; Salmonidae.
GAACAAAAGAAAGGAAGAGAGUAUUCGUUUCUUGAAGCGUCCACAUUGUGCGCGGUCACAAGUCAUAUGACAGCACUAAGCAUUUCCUCUACACUUGUGCGAACGCAACAACACUGGUCGUUUUCUGUCGAAGUUGAGUGGUAAUAUCAAUUUCAAGAUGCUGGCACUCAUAAACCGGCUUUUGGACUGGUUCAAGUCCCUCUUUUGGAAAGAGGAGAUGGAGUUGACUCUGGUUGGACUUCAACACUCGGGCAAAACCACAUUCGUUAAUGUUAUAGCUUCUGGGCAUUUUAGUGAAGACAUGAUCCCUACAGUUGGAUUCAACAUGAGGAAGAUCACAAAAGGCAACGUUAACAUCAAGAUCUGGGAUAUAGGAGGGCAGCCGAGGUUCAGGAGCAUGUGGGAACGUUACUGUCGGGGAGUUAACGCAAUUGUAUACAUGGUGGAUGCAGCUGACCGUGAGAAGGUGGAGGCUUCCAGGAAUGAGCUGCACAAUUUGUUAGACAAGCCUCAGUUGCAUGGAAUUCCUAUUUUGGUUCUUGGCAACAAAAGAGAUAUCCCCAGUGCUCUAGACGAGAAGCAGCUCAUUGAAAACAUGAACUUGGCAGCCAUUCAAGACAGAGAGAUUUGCUGCUAUUCCAUUUCCUGCAAAGAGAGAGACAACAUAGAUAUCACACUGCAGUGGCUCAUCCAACAAUCAAAAUCUGGGAGAAGCUGAAAGUACAGGAACUCUGUCCUCCCAGCUCCAUCUUCCAUGUUACCCUCAUGCCACACCCUGUUCGCUCUCUGUUCACACAUGUACAGUGUUCCCUCCAACACCGAUGCUGCACUGUGCCCCCUGCCCGUUCCUCCCUGUUGUUCUAAUUUUAUCCAAUGAUUCUCCCCCACAAACCCCCAUACCUCUGCACUACUAAAAGAUGGUAGCCCCUGGUCAAUGCCACAUUCCAUGAGUCACAGAAUGGGCAUUACACCUCUGCCAUGAGGUGCUACUUCAGUCUCUUGAACAGAGAGAGGUUUAGUCUGUCAGCCUUUUUCAUUCUAUGGGCUGAACGACAGGCGUUUCCCACACCUGUAAGUCCAACUGUUUAUAGCACUAGUGUAGCGAUCCUACACCCUCAGGAUGGGUUGUUUAGCCACUGACUGGGGCCUCAUCAUUAUACAUGUUCUCCAGACAGUCCUGUGUGAAGCUAUAGGGAAAAUAACAGACAUGCACUACAUGACCAAAAGUAUGUGGACACCUGCUCGUCGAACAUUCAUUCCAAAAUCAUGGGCAUUAAUAUGGAGUUGGUCCCUCCUAGGCCUGGCUCACAGUCAGCUGUCCUAUUCAUCAAAAAAGGUGUUUGAUGGGGUUGAGGUCAGGGCUCUGUGCAAGCCAGUCAAGUUCUUCCACGCCGAUCUCGACAAACCAUUUCUGUAUGGACCUCAUUUGUGCACGGGGGCAUUGUCAUGCUAAAACAGGGAAGGGCCUUCCCAAAACUGUUGCCACAAAGUUGGAAGCACAGAAUUAUCUAGAAUGUCAUUGUAUGUUGUAGCGUUAAGAUUUCCCUUGGAACUGGAACUAAGGGGCCUAGCUUGAACCAUGAAAAACAACACCAGACCAUUAGUCCUCCUCCACCAAACUUUACAGUUGGCAUUAUGCAUUCGGGCAGGUAGCGCUUUCCUGGCAUCCGCCAAACCCAGAUUUGUCCGUCAGACUGCCAGAUGAUGAAGCGUGAUUCAUCACUCCAGAGAAGGCGUUUCCACUGCUUCAUUGUCCAAUAGCGGCGAGCUUUACACCACUCCAGCUGACGCUUGGCAUUGGGCAUGGUGAUCUUAGGCUUGUGUGCGGCUGCUCGACCAUGGGAAACCCAUUUCAUGAAGCUCCUGACGAACAGUUAUUGUGCCGAUGUUGCUUCCAGAGGCAGUUUGGAACUCGGUAGUGAGUGUUGCAACUGAGUACAGACGGCAGUCCCGUUCUGUGAGCUUGUGUGGCUUACCACUGAGCCGUUGUUGCGCAAAUAAGUUUCCACUUCACAAUAACAGCAUUUACAGUUGACCAGGGGAGAAAUUUGACAAACUGACUUGUUGGAAAGAUGGCAUCCUAUGACGGUGCCAUGUUGAAAGUGACUGACCUCUUCAGUACGUGCCAUUCCACUGCCAAUGUUUGUCUAUGGAGAUUGCAUGGCGGUGUGCUUUAUUUUAUACACCCGUCAGCAGCGGGUGUGGCUGAAAUAGACAAAUCCACUAAUUUGAAGGGGUGUCCACAUACGCUUGUAUAUAUAGUGUAUGUUAAUGUCACUGGGAAAGUAAAUGGACUUUCUGGUUUCCCUUCUUGUCUCUGUCAUGUUCUACUGUGAGAUUAACUGCUUUAUGGCCUUUGCCUUUUUUUUGCCAAAUAUUUUUUUUUAGCAAUGAAUUAUGUAAAUAGUUCAGUAGCUAGGUAUGUACAAAUAUCAAACUGUUAAGAUUUUUACCUAUGUGAGCGCAUAUGGAUAUUUUAUAUUAAUGUACUGAUGGUCAAGAUAGUGGGUUGGUUGUGUGGUUAUCAGCCUUGUUUGUAAUUUGCCUCAGUGAAAUGAUGUCUACUGCGGUCAAUGAGCUGAGAGAGGGUGGCAGAAUUCAAAGUGCCUUGUGCAAUAUCUCAUCUCUGAAGCAAACAGCAUGCAGUGUGCCUUCCUGAGCAAAGAGAAAACACCACUCCUAUAUAUUCAAGAAAUCGAAAGGCAUUCUUGUUAAUUUAGACAUUGUACUGUUAUCGUUGUUCACCCUCAGUUGCGAUAUUUUCUGUGGCGCAUUUUUUAAAUAUAUAUUUAUGGUGUCAAUACUUUGGAAUUAUUUAGUAAUUAUGUUAUCUGGGUCGAUAAAAAACGUAAACUAUGCUUAAAGAUGAACUUUGUCAUUAAAAUUAAGGACAACAUUUGACUACA